Molecule: messenger RNA, 2557 nt
Organism: Carassius gibelio (silver crucian carp)
Lineage: Eukaryota; Metazoa; Chordata; Actinopteri; Cypriniformes; Cyprinidae
Product: gap junction gamma-1 protein
Exons: 4
Coding region: 251-1408 (385 amino acids)
Biological process (GO): cell communication
Cellular component (GO): connexin complex
Source: RefSeq, a predicted model, not a curated record
CGUGGCUUCCAAACUGUGUAUGGGUUUACGUGAAAAAAAGGGAGUGGAAGUUAAUUGAGAGAUAGGUGAAACGAUAGUGUCGGAGUUUUGAUCAAACACAGGUAUUGUCCAACAGCUGAGCACAGGAGUACUAAACACCUGUUGGACGAAGAACCUUAGACAUGGUUAGUUUCAGGUUGUGACCUGCUGUGACUUGUCCUUAUCUUUGAAGCUCCAGCUCACAGAUCAGGUUUCUUGUUUUGGUGGCACCAUGAGUUGGAACUUCUUGACUCGCUUGCUUGACGAGAUCUCCAACCAUUCCACUUUUGUGGGAAAGAUCUGGCUCACACUCCUCAUUAUCUUCCGAAUAGUUCUGACAGUGGUGGGGGGCGAGAAAAUCUAUCAAGAUGAACAGGGCAAGUUCAUAUGCAAUACUGCACAACCCGGUUGUAAUAAUGUAUGCUAUGAUGCAUUUGCCCCUCUAUCACACGUUCGAUUCUGGGUUUUUCAAAUCAUUUUGAUUUCCACACCAUCCAUUAUGUACCUCGGCUUUGCCAUGCACAAAAUUGCUCGAAUGGCUGAUGACGAAUACCGACCACGUAAGCGAAAACUGCUGUCUAUGGUUCAUCGAGGACUGAGUCGUGACUAUGACGAGGCUGACGAAAUGGAUGAUGAAGUUCCCAUGAUCUUGGAGGAGCCCUCUGAAAAGGAUAGUAAAGUGGUAGCUGCAGCCAAGUCUGCCCCUACGUCCAGUGCUACGUCUACGAAGCAUGACGGCCGUCGUCGCAUCAAAAGAGAUGGUCUCAUGAAGGUGUAUGUGCUGCAGUUGAUCUCUCGUGUUGCGUUUGAAAUAGCCUUCCUUUUUGGCCAGUAUAUUUUGUAUGGUUUUGAAGUUGCGCCAUCCUACAUUUGCACUCGAAGCCCAUGUCCAUACACCGUGGACUGCUUUGUCUCACGUCCCACUGAAAAGACCAUCUUCCUGCUCAUCAUGUAUGUUGUCAGUAUACUCUGCCUGGUGCUGACUGUGCUGGAAAUCCUUCAUUUGGGAAUUGGUGGUGUGAGGGACAGUCUCCGUAGUCGCGCGGCUCGGAGGAUUCCCAUACACAGGCCAUCCACAUCCACUAUCUGUCACCGCCUUAGUGCACCCCCGGGAUAUCAGGCCGUCCUGAAAAAGCACUCCACUGGCAAACUUAAGGCACAGUCUGGACGGGAGUCAUUGGGUGAUGGCUACAAUGGUCGGGAUAUAGAGCGUCUACGGAGACACCUGAAAAUGGCACAGCAACAUCUGGACCAGGCCUACCACUCUGAGGAUGUAAGGGCUCCACAUAGUAGCGGUCCAGACUCUACCAGCACUGCCAUUGAGCAAAACCGACUCAACCUAGCUCAGGAAGGCUAUGUCAGCUCUAAGGAAAAAGAGGGUCAUGCUUGAAGAGACUAAUGGCUUUUCAUCAAACAAACCAACUCCAGGCUGAGAUGCAAAUUUUGGUGGGCAGUCGUUGACAAGAUUUUGUGUGUUUUUCCUGUUCAUCUGGCAUUGAAUAGAUAAACUCAAAGCUGAGAAACAAAUAAUGGAGACCAAUUAUUGACAAACUUUUGUGUGUUCCUCUAAAUGCAUAUCAGAAGAAGUGUUACUUACAGCAUUAAAACCAUAGCUGCCAAAUGUAAAGACUAGACAAACACCAGCUCUUAAAAUACACACUACUGUACCUUUAUCAAGCAAUUAUAUGUGCACAUAUUAAAACAACAGCAUGAGCACAAAGACACAUUCCCUGUGUUGUUGAAGAUGUAAGUAUUGUUUAUUAUUAUCCAGUAUUUAUUGUUUAGCCAAAAAUCACAGGUUGAGUAGGUUUAGGGAAGACCUUUUUCAAAUAGAAAUAAGGGCACAGUAAUGGUUGUCUGUUUUUCUUGGUGAAAUUCAUUUUGAGGAUUUGACAUUUAGAACUUUAUAAAUAAAAUCAUUGCAAUACAAAUGAAUCUGACCAGAAUUUGAAAAAAAGAAAAGAAAAUGAAAAAAAAAAGAACCUGGAAAUUGCUUGAAUUGUUUAUUAAAAGCUUUAAUGAUCUUUAUUACUGUAAGAUAAUAAUAAAAAUAGAUGAAAAAAUAAAUAAAAUCAUCUAUACAACAUGCAAUUGCAUUACUUUUAUUACAAGAGAUAUUUUUGGUGUACUUGAGAUUUAUGGCGAGAUUUUACAAUGACAUUAUAUAGAUGCUCACUGUUUGUGUCUUUGGUAAAGUAUUUGGCACAUCUUAGGAAAUGAGUAGUACUUUGAAAAAUAUGUUUGAAAUGUAGACUCUUAUGCGAUGAAGGCUCAUUACUAUUGUUUGAUAAAUUAUUUUUUGUUUUCCCUGAUUUGUAUGUCACUUACAUACAACCAUACAUACAACCAUCUUUUAAAUGUUAUGUAAAUGACUCCAGUUGUGCCAGUGGCUUAUAGGAAUACCUGUUAAUACCUGUAUUUAAUGGAUUUAACAGUGGCUACCAUGUUUAUAUUAGACGUAACAAUCCAAAUGGUUAUGACAUACAACAUUGGUUAAUGCCCCUUUAAAAAUAAAGGUGUCAUUUGUUUCUUGCCUUCA